Messenger RNA from Cyphomyrmex costatus, 1578 nucleotides. RefSeq lists its product as uncharacterized. The transcript has a single exon. Lineage: Eukaryota; Metazoa; Arthropoda; Insecta; Hymenoptera; Formicidae. The record is from RefSeq and is a predicted model, not a curated record. The annotation marks the transcript as partial.
CACAACAAUUACAUUUAUCUCGAGUCAAAUCAAAUAUCUCCCUAAUCGGAGUCGGUGGAAAAAAGUGCAACAAUUCCCGAGGAAUUGUUUCUUUGCAAUUAAAGCCUCAUUUCGAAUCAUCGUUCGAAUGUGUUGUAACCGCUCAUGUUUUGCCACGAUUAACUACUUCGUUACCUCCUGCUUCUCUCAAGGCUGGCACCUGGUCACAUUUAAAAAACUUACAAGUAGCAGAUCCCAACUAUCUUCAGUCUCGUCAAAUUGAUCUCUUACUCGGCGCCGAAGUCUAUUGUCAGAUUCUUCAAGAAGGAAUCGUGAAAGGACCUAUCGGGUCUCCUAUGGCUCAAUUUACUGAGCUAGGAUGGAUAAUCUCAGGUCCCACUCACUCCGGAACCUCUCCUAAUAGUUCUUUUAGUUUUCACAUAUCCAUUGAUGAAGACCUCUACCGUUUAGUGCACAAGUUUUGGGAGAUCGAUGAAGUACCUACAACUAACACCAUUCUUUCUGUCGACGAUCAAGCAUGCGAAGAUCAUUUCUUGUCCACCCAUUCUCGCACUCGAGAUGGAAGGUAUAUUGUUAGAUUACCUUUCAAGAAGUCAGUUGAUAACCUCGGCAAUUCUCGGCAAAGGGCCUCUCGGAUUAUGUUGAGACUUUCUCAUAAAUUUUCGUUAGAUUCUACUUACGCAAAGCAGUAUGCGGAGUUCCUGACCGAGUACGAACAGCUGGAUCACAUGAGGUUGGUCCCUCUUGAUUUACCGGAACCUCCGUUUGUAUACUAUUUGCCGCAUCACGGAGUAAGGAGGGAGCAAAGCCUCACCACUAAGCUUCGUGUUGUAUUUAACGGAUCCAGCGCUUCGUCCUCGGGGUAUUCCCUAAAUGACUUGUUGCAUACGGGAGCUAAGCUGCAAAUUGAUUUGUUCGACGUGCUUAUUUGGUUCCGUCAAUUUCAUUAUGUAUUUUCCUCAGAUAUGGAAAAAAUGUACCGCCAGAUAGGUGUUCAUUCCGACGAUUGGAACUUUCAACGAAUUCUUUGGUGCGAUGAAUCACACAAUUUAAAAGCAUAUCAACUAACGACAGUUACUUAUGGCCUAGCUUGUGCCCCUUUUCUCGCGUUACGCACCAUCCAGCAGUUGUUACACGAUGAAGGUUCCAAGUACCCUAUGGCGGUUUCAAGUCUACAAAAAGGACGGUAUGUGGACGAUCUGUUUGGCGGAGCAGAUAGCAUAGAACAAGCGCAAGAAGUGGUCUCUCAAUUAAAUCAACUGUGCAUGGCGGGCGGAUUUAAACUUAAAAAAUGGUCCUUUAACCAUUCGGAAAUUCUUGUCUCGAUUCCCAAGGACGAGCAGAUCUCCUGUUUAACCAUAGGGCUAGACAAUGAUACGAUUAUUCAUACUCUUGGGUUGCAAUGGCUACCAUCUAGCGAUAUGUUUCAAUUCACGUUUAACUAUGAAACUACCGCUGAAGUUACCAAACGCAAUGCCCUCUCGACAAUUGCCAGGAUCUUCGACCCUUUAGGACUUCUAUCACCAAUCAUCAUAGUCGCCAAAAUCUUUAUUCAGGAAUUAUGGUCACUAAAGAUAG